AUGCAUGCCCAGAGUAUUCUCAUCGGCCUGCUAGGCGUCACGGCUUUUGCCGAAGCCUCAGCUAUUCACCGUCCGUUCGAUCAGAUAAUGAACCGACGAGCGGCCCGAGCCCUCAACGUCAGACAAUUCGGUGGCGGCCAGUUCGGCGGUGGCCAAUUCGGUGGCGGUAACUUCGGUCAGGGUGGUCAGGGCGGCAACAACGGCCAGAACCAAGGCAAUCAGAACAAUGCUCAAAACGGUGGUAACAACGGAAACCAGAACAACAAUGCCGGCAACACCAAUAACAAUGCCAACAACAAUAAGAACAACCAGGCCUCGUUAACAUUGAAUUCAAAUGCCAUUCAGACCGGUUCGCAGUCCGAUGGUGACCCAGAUGCAGCAGAUGGAGAGUCGGCGUCUAAGACCGACAAUGCCAACUUCAUCAACUUCUGUAGCGGUCAGACUUUGACCAACGGUCUUCAGGUGAAGACGGGUUCAUGUAACGGUAUCCCUAUGGGUAAAAUCCCCGCAACCACCAAGAUGGUUUCGAGUGUUUUGAUCAACCCUCAGCACAACGACAACAUCCAGGCCAACAAGGACUUUGAUAUCCAGGUUCAAGUGCAGAACUUUUCUCCCGGUACAUUCACGAAUGCCGCCAACACGUACUACUCUGCACCUCAGGAUCUGGAUGGCCAAGGUCAAAUUAUUGGCCACACACACGUUACAGUUCAAGACAUGGGUAACUCUUUGAACCCUACCAAGCCUCUUGAUGCUACCAAGUUCGUUUUCUUCAAGGGUAUCAACGAUGCUGGUAAUGGCAACGGACUUUUGUCGGCUACCGUCACUGGUGGUUUACCCGCUGGUAACUACCGUGUAUGCACUAUGUUCUCUGCCGCCAACCAUCAGCCUGUCCUUAUGCCUGUUGCCCAACGUGGUGCUCAGGAUGACUGCAAUAAGUUCACUGUUGGCGGUAACGGCAACAACAAUGGCAAUAAUGCCAACAAUGCCAACAACAACAACGGUGGAACCAACAAUGCCGCCAACGGUAACACCGGCAACACCGGCAACAAUGCAGGCGGAAAUGGUCGUAGUGGCCAAGGCAAAGGCUCAAGUAAUUCGAACACAAAUACAAGUGCUGGCGGUAAUGCUAACAGCGCAACCCAACAGACUAAGAACCUUGGCGGCGCACCUCCGAGCGUAACAAACUCUGGAGAUGCUAGCAGACCGUUUGCUGUCAACGGGAACACGUUUGUGGACCAAGCUGCUGCUAAGCAGAGGGCCUGCGAUAUACAAAACAACAAUUGCAGCGACGCAGCGAACGCUGGUGCUAGUUUCAAACUUUCGGAUUGCCAAGCGCAGUUACAAACUUGCCUUGCGGCAUAG
Daldinia vernicosa is the source of this 1362-nucleotide messenger RNA. RefSeq lists its product as uncharacterized. The transcript is spliced from 6 exons. Bases 1 to 1362 code for a protein of 453 amino acids. The record is from RefSeq and is a predicted model, not a curated record. Lineage: Eukaryota; Fungi; Ascomycota; Sordariomycetes; Xylariales; Hypoxylaceae.